This is a messenger RNA of Syngnathoides biaculeatus (alligator pipefish), 7042 nucleotides long. RefSeq names its product alsin Rho guanine nucleotide exchange factor ALS2 b (gene als2b). NCBI's taxonomy places the organism in Eukaryota, Metazoa, Chordata, Actinopteri, Syngnathiformes, Syngnathidae. The record is from RefSeq and is a predicted model, not a curated record. The transcript has 33 exons. The coding region runs from base 205 to 5235 and encodes 1676 amino acids.
GACGAUCUUUGCCGUUCGCCUUGUCAACAGACGAGGAGACAACGACUCUGUUCGCUAGCCUAGCUUCCAUUUUAGCAGUUGCAUGCCACAAUAACGUUUCCCGGUUUAACAAAAACACGAAGAAAAGAACGACCUGUACUGGACAGUUUGACGGGCAGCGACGGGGUGUUGUAGGACACGCUCAUGGAGGAUUAAAGCCCACGAAUGGAAACCGAGAGGAGGGGCUUUGGAGAUGACGGUGGAGGAGAGCGUGGCCUGCUCCAUAUCUGGAAGGGCUACUCUUACAGUGUGGCUCCCGAGAAACUGAUCCUUUCCCAAUCUGUUCUCCAUGUAGCUCUGGGCAAAAAUCAUGGCGUUUUGCUGGUGCAAGGUGGUCAGGUGUUCACUUUCGGGUACUGUCCAUGGAAGCAGAGUCAAGUGGGGGGGUUUGCGGCACCCACUUUGGAGGCGGCGCUCAGUGGACAGCGGGUUGUCGCUGUAGCUGCUGGAAGCUUACACAGUGGGGCGGUCACAGAGGGUGGCAGUGUCCACAUGUGGGGCGACAACAGUGCCGGACAGUGUGGCUUGUCAGGUCUCAGCACCGUCCCCAACCCAACUCCAAUCGCUCUGACAGACUCUGACUGUAGCUCCUUGCCGACAGUGCCUGUACUGGAGCUCGCCUGUGGGGAGCAGCACACGUUGGCGCUCUCGGUCCAGCAAGAAGUGUGGGCUUGGGGCAGCGGUUGCCAGCUGGGACUCAGUGCCACAGUUUUUCCUGUCUGGAAACCUCAAAAGGUGGAGCUCCUGGCAGGCCGGUUUGUACUUCAGGUUGCCUGCGGGGCUUCCCACAGCCUGGCACUGGUGCGCUGCUUGGGCCCCCAGGACAUCCAACGGCCCCCUCCAGACAAAUGUGGGCAAUGUAAGCAGUUGCUGUACACUAUGACAGACAAGGAGGAUCAUGUCAUCAUCUCUGACAGUCACCUCUGCCUGCCUUCCUUGGAGCAUCCUAGUGAUGAUGAGAGGCUUAAAGCAUCUUCUAUACCAACUGGGCUGAAGACAUUUCCAUCAGAGCCUGCACUUUCCUCCAAAAACUCUGCAUCACCCCUUCAAUUGGAGUCUCCUGCACCUGUCAAUAACAAUGACCCCUACCACAGUCAAAAUUUGGAGAGUCAGGAGUCAACUUUGCCUGGGGAGAAGUUGCCUGUUUCAGUCUUUGACCCUUCAGGGUCCAACUCUAGUGGGACCACUACUAUCAAAUGUUCCCCCUAUCCAGAUGAGCAGGCAGUCAAAGAUUACCUGAAGAAGCUCUCAGAUAACACUCAGGCUGAAAAAACACCAAAGGUGUCAAUUAGAGGACUGCAUACCCUGCUGCCCUCAGCAGCCGGAAUCAUCAGCGCCUCAUCCAACAGCACCUUCAACAACCUGGUUGCCUCAUGCGCUUCAGCAGUUGGUGAAAGAGUUGCCUCCACUUAUGAGGCAUUGUCCCUCAAAAAAAUGAUGAAUCUCUAUCUUCCCACUGGAGCAUUGUCAACCAAGGCAAGCGGGCCAGUCAGGCUAACGGGGUCUGUUCGUGGAGCGGGUGACAACACCACAGAGCGUGUCAAAGAGGAAGACUCUGUGCGGGCCAAGAAGAGUUCCAGUACAGGGGAUAUCCAUGAGGAGGAGGCGGAACGCAUCCACCGCCGCCUCUCACUACCAGGACUCCUCUCACAGGUGUCUCCACGGCUGUUACGUAAGUCUAGGUAUUCAAAGAUAGAGGCCGCAUCGCUGACGUCAUCAGGAAUGGCAGCCCCGGCGGAUAAAGCGGUGCUCCCCUCCCUGCAAACAGAGGUGUGGAGCUGGGGCCAUAGUGAACAUGGGCAGUUAGGCCAUGGGGACAACUUGAAUAGAUUCCAUCCAGUCUGCAUCAAAAGUCUCAGUGGAAAGGAGGUGGUACGAGUGGCAGCCGGUGCUCAUCAUUCCCUCGCUCUUACUGCCCAGUCGCAGUUAUUUUCAUGGGGAACUAAUAGCCAGGGUCAACUGGGCCACAUGGAGUUCCCGACCACAGUCCCUCGCCUCGCCAAGCUUUCAGAAGGAAUCCGGGUCUGGGAUGUAAGCGGUGGAGAGCGUCACACUCUUCUGCUUGCUGAUGGGGACUGCAUCCAGCCUAUCAUUUAUUACAGUGGUGAACAGGUCAAGGAGGACACUGAGGAGAGUGGCAAAAAGAAAGAAGAGGAGGAACUGUAUGACAGCUACACCCAGCAGCCAGUGCUGCUUCCCUUCUGCAUGAAUUUGGGAUUUGUGAGCAGCGUAUUUGCUGGUGGCCGACAGUGUGUGGCACUCUCAGACAAGAACGUGAUGGGCUUCAUCGCCAGCUUCCAUGAGUUGGCAUCAGCUGAGAGGAAGUUCUACAGCAAACUAUGUAGCAUCAAGACACAGGUCUUAAGCCCUUUGCUGGAUCUUGAAUCUCUGAGUGCCAAUCUUGGCCCCAUGAUCCUUAGGCUUCUGGAGACGCUUGCCAGUCAGUUUGGACAAUUGUGUCAUCUGACCGGCCAGCAUGCUGUCAGUGUCACUGCCAACCUUCGGCGCAGCCGCAGUAUUAAAAGUCUUUUUGUCCUCAACCACACCAGAAUCUUCCUCGACACCUACGAUGAAUACUGCAGCACUUUGGAUGACUUCCAAGUGAUGGGAGGCUUCUUGGCCUUAACUAAACCCUCACUAGAUUUGUUUGGAAAGAGCCUUGAGCUGCUCCAGAGGUUCGCAGAGUGCACUGAAGUGAACUUGACUGUGGCAGAACUCCUGGUAAUGCUAUUCUACCUCCCAGCACUUCACAUCCAAGAGUAUGGACGACUUCUGCUUAAGCUGGCCACAUGCUUUGAAGUGUCCUCCAAUGACUACCAGCGAUUGCAGGAGAGCUGCUCCAAGUUUGAAGCUUUGGAUCUGCUACUUAAGAAAAGAAGGAAGGAAGCUGAAUACACUUUUCUCUUCUGGAAAGGCUUCCCUGGAAAGAUGACGGACUCGCUACGAAAGCCUCACCGGCGGCUCAUCUGCGAGAGUAGCAACAAAGCUCUGACGCUGCAGAAUGCUGGAAGGUUCUCCGUCAACUGGUUCAUCCUUUUUAAUGAUGCUCUUGUCCAUGCACAGUUUUCCACUCAUCAUGUCUUCCCAUUGGCUACACUUUGGGUGGAGCCUAUUCCAGAGGACAACACUGGCCUGAGUUACGGGCUGAAACUGAUUACUCCGGAAGAGAUGUUUACCCUGCUAGCAAGCUCUGCCAUGGAGAAGGCUAAGUGGAUCCGCUGCAUGAACCAAGCAGUGGCUCAGGCCCUGAGCUUAGGUGAAGGACAAAAGUUUGAACCUCCCAUAUGUCGGAGCGCCACCUACACCUUUUACAAAGAUGGACGGCUGAAAGAAGCAAUUUAUGAGGGUCGCUGGCUGGCCGGAAAGCCACACGGCAGAGGUGUGAUGAAGUGGCCUGAUGGGAGGGUUUACACAGGGUCAUUUAAGAAUGGACAGGAGGAUGGUUUUGGUGAAUUUGUGGCUCCAAAUAAGACCCUGAACAAGAACGAUCACUAUCAAGGUUUCUGGAAGGAUGGAAAAAUGCAUGGUGUGGGAACAUACAGAUAUGCAAGUGCUGAAGUCUACGAUGGAUCCUUCCAGGAUGGCCUGCGACAUGGCCACGGGAUGCUACGCAGUGGCAAGCUCAACACUUCCACCCCCAGCGUCUUCAUCGGCCAGUGGGUAAACGACAAGAAGACAGGCUACGGUGUCUUUGACGACAUCACCAAAGGGGAGAAGUACAUUGGCAUGUGGCAAGACAACAUGCGACAUGGCACUGGGGUUGUGGUCACGCAAUUCGGCCUUUACUACGAAGGAUCCUUCAAAGACGAUAAGAUGAUGGGCAAUGGGAUUCUUCUGUCCGAGGAUGAUACAACAUAUGAAGGAGAGUUCUCUGAUGACUGGACCCUUAACGGCAAGGGAGUGCUGACGAUGGGGAAUGGCGACUACCUGGAGGGGUCCUUCAAUGGUGAAUGGGGUGCUGGUCCCAAAGUAACUGGCUCCUACUUUAAGCCUCACCUCUUUGAAACAGACAAGGAGAAGGCUCGUCCUGUGAAGCUAGGCCGUCUUUGUGUGAGCGCUGAGGAUAAGUGGCAGGCAGUGUUUGACGAGUGUUGGAGCCGACUAGGCUGUGAGGCACCGGGCCAGGGAGACACCAGCAAGGCAUGGGACAAUAUUGCAGUGGCCCUCACUACCAACCGACGACACAUUCAAGACAGUCCAGAACUGCUGUCUCGGAGUCACAGCAGAACUCUGGAGAGUUUAGAGGUGAUCCCUCAGCAUAUAGGCCCCAUUACUGUGGCGCGAUAUCAUGCGAUCCAUCUUUAUCUCAUCAAGGCAUGUGACACCCCGCUGCACCCACUAGGCCGUCUUAUGGAAGCCUUGGUGGCCGUCUACAGGAUGACAUAUGUUGGCGUCGGAGCCAACCGCCGGCUCCUGCCGCAGGCUGUCAGCGAGUUGAAAUCUUAUCUUAACCGCAUCUUUCAGAUUGUAAGGUUUCUGUUCCCAGACUUGCCAGAAGAUGGCGGUAUAAUUAGAGAGCCAGCCAACGUUCAGGAGUCAGGCAUGAAAUUUGAUUGCUCGCCUGAAGAUGAGCCGUCAAAACAGAACAUAACCCAGAAUUUGGAGCAGUCCUUCCUCAGCCAUGUGGUGAGCAGCCUGGCUCUGCUGCUUCCUGUCCUGUUGCCUCGCCUCUACCCACCACUCUUCACGCUCUACGCUCUCGAUAAGGAGCGAGAGGAUGACGUCUACUGGGAGUGUGUCCUCCGCCUCAACAAGCAACCCGACCUAGCCCUGCUCGCUUUUCUGGGUGUCCAGCAGAAGUUUUGGCCUGUUUCAGUCUCCAUGCCAGCACCAGCGGAAAACCUGCAGGUUCUGUCCACCACCAAGGAUACUUGCUUUGCGUCUGCAGUAGAAACUCUCCAGCAAAUUAGCACAACUUUUACCCCAUCUGACAAGCUACAUGUGAUCCAGCUGACUUUUGAGGAGAUCACAAAGGAAGUGCAGUCACUUCUGAAGCAUGUCUUCCUUUGGUCCAUGGAUGACCUAUUUCCUGUUUUCCUCUAUGUGGUGCUGCGUGCUCGAAUCAGGAACCUUGGGUCAGAGGUCAACCUGAUCGAAGACCUCAUGGAUCCUUGCGUCCAGCACGGUGAGCACGGAAUCAUGUUCACCACUCUGAAGGCUUGUUACUACCAGAUCCAGCAUGAGAGGAUCACUUAAUGCAGGAGCUUCUUUCUUUUUGACUGAUCCGUGUGUUGUGGCUCCUCCUCCGCCAUCAGCCCCUGACAGGAGCUCAGCUGAGGUCACUAAGCAUUCCAUUUGCUUUUGAUGUUGAUAGGAGACCACUUUCCAUCCUUUGUGACUGUGAGCAGAUGUGAUAGUGUUACCAGUACAAAUCCACCACUUAAAACUGUCCAUAUGUGAAUCCAUGACAUCUCUUCAGAGUUUUCUGUAUGGGAUGUGGAGGUGGGGAGCAUUGUUAAUGGAUGACAAUUGAGUUUGCAACUCUAUAGUAAUAUCAUUUUUUUUUUUUUUAUAAUGUCAGAAGAUUUCAUUAAAUUUUAUUCCUAUGGACACUCUGUGGAGAUAUGCAGCCUGUACAAUGGUUCAAGCUGUAUUUUUCCCGAGCAGCAAAUAUUGGUGAUUGUUGUGACACAAUGUCACCCACGAAUGAAUUCAAAGGAAGCGGAAAAGUAUAGAAAGAACAAUCAAGGGGGGCAUGCAGGAUCUGUUAAUUUUUUGGCAUGUAGCUCUAUUACUAGAGGAGCUUUGAAGGAAGACACCAUUUUUUUUUCUUGUCUUUGCAUGUGGGUUGAAUACAAUGGGAAGAAAACAAUGGUUGAAUUGACAGACUGCAGUGUUUAGGUCCACAUUGUCAGUUUCAAAAAGAGCUACGGAAAGUAUACUGAAGAGACCUGAAGAGAAUAUGGAAAGUUGGUCUUCUGAGGAAAAAAAAAAAAAAAAAAAACUGGUGCAUGCAAAACCAUACUGAAAUGUUCUCUUUUUGAAUGCAAUCACUGCAUAGAUUUUUUUUUUUUUUUAUGUCAUGGGUCCUUUCCUUUGUGUCUCGGAUUUGCCCUGAAAGGGUUUGGGAGGGAUUUUUUUUUCUCCUCUGAUUAUUUUACAGUUGAAGUCAUUUAGUCGACUGCUGAGACCUGUAUUUCAAUGACACUAAAAACAGAUGCAGUAUUUCCUGUUCAUAUUUUUCUCGACUGUUAAGUUGCAUGUUGUGGAUGUGAAUUCCUACACCCCUGUUUGAAUGUAUUUAUUUUUUUGAUGUAAAAAAAUGAAACCAUGUUAAGUCAUCUUCAAAGCUUUUCCCACCAUUAAUAAUUCCUAAACAAUUGAAGUUAUUUUUGUGUGCGCACUCUAUUAUUACUUUUAUGCAUCUGUGUUCAGAAUCAACUAACCACAUUCGAACGCAACGGAAAUCCGAGUCAGCAUACACCUUCCACCAUUUAAAGUGCCUUUUAUUAACCCUAGAUAAAGUUCAGAAGUUCUAGUAGUCAUUUCCUAGCAUUUUCUUUGCUUUGGAGCAGAAACCUGAAGGUUCUGUGGUGACACUAAUGGUAUUUUGAACUUCAUAAUUCCCUUCACCUCCUUGAAGAAAAAUUGGCUCAAUACGUGAUGCGGCCGCCACCGUGCUUCUCUGUACGUAUGGUGAUGAGCAGUGUUGUGUUUGUGCCAGUAUACCUUUUGGAACUAUGGCCCAAACGUUUAACCUUGGUUUCUGUCUAACUUGGUUGUAUUGAUUAUAGGUCACAAUGCUGAAAAUGAAAUUUGUUUGUCCUUUUUUAUAUCACAAAAAAAAAAAGUUUAACCAGGGGUGUCUCGACAUUUUGUCCAUUUAAUGUGUAGUGAUAGAACAGUGAUGUGAAGGACAUUUUACCAGUGUUCUGGUUAAUAUGAAUCUUGUUUAUGAAGCACUAUUUAAUUUUGUCAUGAAAAUUAAUAAGAUGUGACAAUGUUUUUUGUUGAGCCGUGUUUGUUAUUCCAUAAUUUCCAACACUUGCCCAAUUAAACAUCU